Molecule: messenger RNA, 737 nt
Organism: Spodoptera littoralis (African cotton leafworm)
Lineage: Eukaryota; Metazoa; Arthropoda; Insecta; Lepidoptera; Noctuidae
Source: the annotation of a GenBank genome assembly
AAAAAAACUGGUUUACAUACGUCAUCGUGAACACGACUGCUACGCAGCGUUCGGUUGCGAAAAUUUAUAUAAGCCUGCGACACACCGGAGAUCUCUUUAGAUAUAAGUAAACUGCAGAACUGAGUGCAUCGUGCAUGCGUUUCCUUUUUUAGAAAAGCGCGCGUAAUUCAAAUCAAUACAAUAAUCCAUUCUGAAUAACCGAACUGGUACUUCGUUAAUAACAAGUGCGGACGGGAAUGUGACUGUUGUGUUAUUCAUAAAUGUUAUGUGUCUAAUCGUUUAUUUAUAGCACAUUUUGAAAUUUUAUGAAUUAAUUCAUAUUAUUUAGUUUUUUUUAUUAGAACGUUCAUUGGUUGUGUGACAUUGAAAAGGAGCUGACGUUGGUUUACGACGUUUAAAUCGCAGUGUUUAUUAUAAAUAUAUUAUAUAAAAAGAGUCAAAACAAUUUAUUGUGUGUAUUUUAUUGGAUAUUCAAAAUGAAGGAUUUGGUGAAGAUUUGGAACAAUGUGACCGGGAGGAGAUAUUCGUCAGUGAACACUAGUGAAUUAAAUGAUUUUAAUAAACAAAGGCGAUCGGAAAUUGACAAUUUUGAAGCGAAUUUAGCCGAGUGUGAAAUCUUGAAUAACAAAUUUAACGAUGAUUUGGAGUUUAACGAUAAGAAAAAUGCUAUAAUUAAUCGACUUUUCGAGAGAAGAAAGAAGGGACAAAUCGGGAGACAACCGAAAUUUGUAACGUAA